CACCGGCUUCCUGCUCAAAGACAGCCGGCUCAGCGCGCUUCACGCUCACUUUGAAAAAUCGGACAUUUUUAAGCCUCGAAGGCCGUAAAAAAAAAAGUGUUGAUGGCCGACGCGCACAGGAACAACGUGCUGGUCACGUCGUGUCUCAGGAGGCCCGUGGACCCUCACACCAAGGCGCCCUUAGCGUCCUAUGAGCGGGACCAGGCCGCGGGUCACGUGGGCAGCCGCGACGGCGAGGAGGAGUUGGAGCCCGAGGACCCGGGCCCCGCCUUGUUUGAGGGAGACUACCCCCGGUGGAAGGAGGAGCGCAUGGACCUGCGUGAGAUCUUCUUCUCCAACGAGGAGUACUACAGCAAGCUGGAGGAGCUGAAGAAGGCUCACCUGCGCACCAUGGCGGAGCUGGAGAACAUGUACCACCACAAGCUGCAGCUGCACGCUGACGACCCCCCUCAAAGCACGCCAGCGUCACGCCGCCUGAGGAAGUCGCACUCGGCCGCGGACCUGCGGAGAAGUUCGUGGCCGUCGGACUCCUCGGACUCCGACGAGGACGGCGGGUCGGGCCCGGGCAAAGGCCGUCUGUUCUCGCCCAAAGACUACAUUAAGAACAUGUGGAAGGACUUCCAGCUCUCGCCUCGCAUCCGCCACCUGUCGUCCUCGUUGCCGGGCGACCACAGGGACCUGCGGCCGCAGAGAGAGAAGAGGCGGGUCCGGCGGCCCACCGUGCCCACCGUGCCCAAGCCCUUCCGCAUGACUCUGCGCGAGGCCGAGCGCCGCAGGCGUGGCGUGAAGACGCGUUCCGAGAUAGAACUGGAGAACGCGGAGCUGCGGCGACAGCUGGAGGAGCUGACCGAGUGCCAGAACAAGUUCCGGGCCAGCCCGGUGCCGGCCCACGUCCACCUGCCGCUUUACGAGGAGCUGAAGGAGCGCGAGGAGGAGCGGCGGAGGAGCACGCGGGAGCGAGAGCAGCGCCACCUGCGCACGCUCUCCAAGCCCUUCAGCUUCCUGGAGCGGGAACGGCUGAAGAAGGAGCAGCGCCGGCCGCCCCCGCCCGCCCAGCAGGACCGCCUCAAGCCCUUCAAGGCCAAGCCGGUGCCGCGCUCGGUGUACGCCGCCGCGUCCGGCGAGUGGCAGCAGGAGGAGCGGCCGCCCAAGCAGAUGAGGAGCCAAGAUGGCGGCCCGGCGGCCUUCUCCCACAAGCCCCACAUCAACAAGGAGGUCCCGGACUUUGAGGCCAGUUACCAGCGCUUCCAGAAGAACAUGGAGAGGAGGAGAGAAGUCAAGACCACCACCACCUGCGAGCCCUUCACCCUGAGAACCUCGCAGAUCUCCUCUCACCGCCAGCGCCUCACUACGGGCGGCGAGCAGGAGCGCUCGCUGCGAUGGCCGUACUUGGACUCCCCCAGGAACUCCAGCCUGUGUUCUUCUCUCUCGGGGAGCAUGGAGCUGCUUCCUGCCAGGAUCACCGACGCCACCAAGAAACGCCACCAGGCCGUGAGACAGGUGCUGGAGCGCAGGAGGAGGGCGGAGCAGGAGGAGGAGCGCCGCCAGGAGACACAGAAGGAGCGCCAGAAGAAGCUCCAGAAGCUGGUGCAGACGCGCGCCCACGCCCACGACCCCCACCUGGCACUCUCGCAGACCCACGCCAGCAAACUGACAGAGUUCAGGAAGCAAGACCGCCAGCGCAGGAAGGAGUACCGGCAGGAGAUCAAGGAGAUCAAGGAGCGGGUCAAAGGGAGGCCCCUCCUCCUGGAGCAGGUGGCUCAGAAGAACGCCAAGCAGGCGGCAGAGAAGCACUUCGCCGACACGCUGCUGGGAUGCCACCUGAGCGAGGACUUCCUCAGCAGGAAGGCGGCGUCAUGGCGUCGCCGCCGGGCCGACGAAGAUGACACUCGCGAGCAGACGGAGUCGGACGGCGUCCCUGCCGAGACGGUGGUGCUGGACCAUGAAGACCAGGGGGCGGGAGCGGAGGAGGAGGAGGAAGGGGGAGGAGCUUCACGUCACGACAGCGAGGACGAGGACGAACAAGGUUCCCAUGGAAGUUGUCGCUACUCUGAUGACUACUGUGAGGACGGGGAGGAAGAUCCCAACAUGACAGGACAACAUAAUGCAUGAUGAAC
Molecule: messenger RNA, 2117 nt
Organism: Nerophis ophidion (straightnose pipefish)
Lineage: Eukaryota; Metazoa; Chordata; Actinopteri; Syngnathiformes; Syngnathidae
Gene: fam161a
Product: FAM161 centrosomal protein A
Exons: 7
Coding region: 103-2112 (669 amino acids)
Biological process (GO): cilium organization
Cellular component (GO): cilium
Source: RefSeq, a predicted model, not a curated record